This is a messenger RNA of Microcebus murinus (gray mouse lemur), 3696 nucleotides long. It is a transcript of the gene TAX1BP1, whose product is annotated as Tax1 binding protein 1. The record is from RefSeq and is a predicted model, not a curated record. Lineage: Eukaryota; Metazoa; Chordata; Mammalia; Primates; Cheirogaleidae. Gene Ontology annotation, biological process: negative regulation of apoptotic process.
GUGAGGCAGCAAACAAGCGGAGACAAGUAGCGGCCAAGGAAAAAGGCCAGCUGGGACCCACGUCUAAUCGGGAAGCAACAACAACUCGCGGCCAGGGAGGUAGGGCGCUUGCUGCCGCGGAUGGGGCGGGCCCAACCCGAGACAGCGGAAGGGACCGCCCAGUGAGCGGAAGUGACGUGACGCCGGCUCUCAGCUCUGAAGGGAGGUGUAGCCGGUUUGUGGAGGGAGGAGGUAGUGGCGGAAGAGGUUCAGCGGCUGAUGGCGGAUCAAGAUCGCAAGCUUGUCUAAUGCUGUUUCUGGGUCCGAGAACCCCAGCACUGGAUUCACAAUGACAUCCUUUCAAGAAGUCCCAUUGCAGACUUCCAACUUUGCCCAUGUCAUCUUUCAAAAUGUGGCCAAGAGUUAUCUUCCUAAUGCACACCUGGAAUGUCAUUACACUUUAACUCCAUAUAUACAUCCACAUCCAAAAGACUGGGUUGGUAUAUUCAAGGUUGGGUGGAGUACUGCUCGUGAUUAUUACACAUUUUUAUGGUCCCCUUUGCCUGAACAUUAUGUAGAAGGAUCAACAGUCAAUUGUGUACUAGCAUUUCAAGGAUAUUACCUUCCAAAUGACGAUGGAGAAUUUUAUCAGUUCUGUUAUGUUACCCAUAAGGGUGAAAUUCGUGGAGCAAGUACACCUUUCCAGUUUCGAGCUGCUUCUCCAGUUGAAGAGUUGCUUACUAUGGAAGAUGAAGGAAAUUCUGACAUGUUGGUGGUGACCACAAAAGCUGGUCUUCUUGAGUUGAAAAUUGAGAAAACCAUGAAAGAAAAAGAAGAACUGUUAAAGUUAACUGCUAUUCUGGAAAAAGAAACAGCACAGCUUCGAGAACAAGUUGGAAGAAUGGAAGGAGAACUUAACAAUGAGAAAGAAAGAUGUGACCGACUGCAAGCAGAGCAAAAGGCUCUUACUGAAGUAUCACAGACCUUAAAAAUGGAAAAUGAAGAGGUUAAGAAGAGAUACAGUGAUGCUACAUCCAAAGCUCUCCAGCUUGAGGCAGAUAUUGUAUCAGUGACACAUAAAGCAAUUGAAAAAGAAACUGAGUUAGACAGUUUAAAAGACAAACUCAGGAAGGCACAACAUGAAAGAGAACAACUUGAAUGUCAGUUGAAGACAGAGAAGGAUGAGAAGGAACUUUAUAAGGUACAUUUGAAGAAUACAGAAAUAGAAAACACCAAGCUUAUGUCAGAAGUCCAGACUUUAAAGAAUUUAGAUGGGAACAAAGAAAGCAUGAUUACUCACUUCAAAGAAGAGAUUGGCAGACUGCAGUUUUGUUUGGCUGAAAAGGAAAAUCUGCAAAGGACUUUUAUGCAUACAAACUCAAGUAAAGAAGAUACAUUUUUUUUAAAGGAGCAACUUCGUAAAGCAGAGGAACAGGUUCAGGCAACUCGGCAAAAAGUUGUCUUUUUGACUAAAGAACUAAGUGAUGCUGUAAAUGUGCGAGACAGAACAAUGGCAGAUCUACAUACUGCACGCUUGGAAAAUGAGAAAGUGAAAAAGCAGUUAGCCGAUGCAGUGGCAGAACUUAAACUAAAUGCUAUGAAAAAAGAUCAGGAAAAGACUGAUACUCUGGAACACGAACUGAGAAGAGAAGUUGAAGAUCUGAAACUUCGUCUUCAGAUGGCUGCGGAUCAUUACAAAGAAAAAUUUAAGGAAUGCCAGAGGCUUCAAAAACAAAUAAAUAAACUUUCAGACCAAUCAGCCAAUAAUAGUAGUAUCUUCACAAAGAAAAUUGUGCAUCAGCAGAAAGUGAAUGAUGCUUCAAUAAACACAGACCCAGCCACUUCUGCCUCUGCUAUGGAUGUAAAGCUGUCACCUUCUUCUACAGCAGAGACACAGUUUGAUGUGAUAACAAAGGGGCACGUCUGUGAAAUGACCAAAGAAAUUGCUGACAAAACAGAAAAGUAUAAUAAAUGUAAACAACUUUUGCAGGAUGAGAAAGCAAAAUGCAAUAAAUAUGCUGAUGAACUUGCAAAAAUGGAGCUGAAAUGGAAAGAACAAGUGAAAAUUGCUGAGGAUGUAAAACUUGAACUAGCUGAAGUGGAGGACAGUUAUAAACUUCAGUUGGCAGAGAAAGACAAGGAAAUAAAUGGUCUGUCUUCACAUUUGGAAAACCUUUCCAGGGAGAAGGAACUAAAAAGGACUGUAGAAAAUGAAGCAGAAAGGAAAAUGGAAGGUCAGACUUCCCAGAGUCCUCAGCAGGUCUCACAGGGUCUCAACACAUGCUCAGAGCAAAAUGGUCAUAUUCCUGCACUGCCAAAUGCACAGCCAGUUCUGCAAUAUGGUAAUCCUUAUGCAACACAGGAAACAAGAGAUGGAGCAGAUGGUGCUUUUUACCCAGAUGAAAUCCAAAGGCCACCUGUGAGAGUCCCCUCUUGGGGACUGGAAGAUAAUGUUGUCUGCAGCCAGCCUGCUCGAAACCUUAGUCGGCCUGAUGGUUUAGAAGACCCUGAGGAUAGCAAAGAAGAUGAGAAUAUGCCCACUGCUCCUGAUCCUCAUCCUCCAAGUCAGCAUUUACGUGGGCAUGGGACAGGCUUUUGCUUUGAUUCCAGCUUUGAUGUUCACAAGAAGUGUCCCCUCUGUGAAUUAAUGUUCCCUCCCAACUAUGAUCAGAGCAAAUUUGAAGAACAUGUUGAAAGUCACUGGAAGGUGUGCCCGAUGUGCAGCGAGCAGUUCCCUCCUGACUAUGACCAGCUGGGGUUCGAAAGGCAUGUUCAGACCCAUUUUGAUCAGAAUGUUCUAAAUUUUGACUAGUUACUUUUUGAGUUAAUAUAGUUUAGCAGUUAAAAAUAAUAUCACUUCAAACAGACCACUAAAGAGACCACAGCGUGUCACUUUCAUGCACCCUCUACUGUACUUUUCUGACCAAGAGCUACUUUUGAGUUUGGUGUUAACUAGAGUCAGGGUCAGUCUUUGGCCUAUCAAUAAAUAUAAUUUUAACCUGUGUUAACCUUACCUGCUUUAAGAAAAGUUCUUGUGUGUUUAUAUCUUUAUUUAUUCCCAAGUUUGCAAAGUUGUAUGAAUAAAGGAUACAGGGAUUACUUUAAUUAGUGCUCUAAAAAAUAUGUAUGUGUUAGUGUGCUGGAUUAUUUAGCAUAAUAUUUACAAGUUUCUGUUUACCUUGUUGAUUGAGCAUGACUACUAAAUAUUAUGUAAUAAAAAGCAUUUAUCGUUAAUAGUCGUGUGAAGUAAUUCUUUGAAUACAGAAAGUUCCAUAAUGUAGCCCAUGAAAUGAUAGUUUAAUCUUUAGAAAUGGAACUGCAUAUAGAAUGAAAUCACAUACUUGCAAAUAUCUUUUUUAUAUGUAAAAUGUUGAUUUAAUAGAAGACAUAUUUUGUUAAUUUUAAGGCAGAAAACUUAGAAUAACCUAAAUGAUUAUUUUUAAGCCAUCUUGAAGUUAUAUUUAUACCUAAUGGGAAAAUGGAACAAGAUAUGUUCAGUACAAUUGUUUUCAUAUUAAAUGAUUUCAUAAGUGGUUGUGGCAUUAAAUCACAGAAUAUGUAUCAUAUCUUUUUCACAUUUUCCUGAUGAGUAUGUAAAUUUGAAAUAUUUUCAGUAAGUCCUUAAAAAUGUGAUGCACAAACCCAAAUCAAGUAAUGUUUUGGUUAUGUCUCUGCUGUAUAGUACUCUCAUUAACAUUAAAGAGUUCUGUAAUUUCA